AUGCAAGAGAGAGAUGAGAGAACUUUUAGAGAAGUUGUCAAGGGGAUCAAUAUAGUUGAAGGAGGUGGUUCUAUUGCUACAAGGGCUAAGGUUCAGGUUAUGGGUCAGAGUAGCAAGGGUUAUGACAAGACUGCUAUGACAGCCUUUACUCAGUCUUAG
Molecule: messenger RNA, 159 nt
Organism: Prunus armeniaca (apricot)
Lineage: Eukaryota; Viridiplantae; Streptophyta; Magnoliopsida; Rosales; Rosaceae
Source: the annotation of a GenBank genome assembly